Molecule: messenger RNA, 2568 nt
Organism: Erpetoichthys calabaricus (reedfish)
Lineage: Eukaryota; Metazoa; Chordata; Cladistia; Polypteriformes; Polypteridae
Exons: 17
Coding region: 1-2568 (855 amino acids)
Source: RefSeq, a predicted model, not a curated record
AUGUAUAUUGAUGUGUAUAUGCUUUGUACCCAGGUGGUUCUGAACCAUGAUGCCUUGGCAGAGAUUGAGAAACAUGGCACAGGAGCUGGAAUUUAUCAGGAAGAGGCUGUGUGGGAGAAACACAUCCAGGACCUGCACUCGUUGAAUGCCCAGUUAGAUUCAGAAGUGGCUAGGGAAAUUCUUUCCAGUCUGGAGCUGGCUGACAGCAUGUAUGGACGCUCUUUUAAGAAUGUGAGGAAGGAUAUUGAAAAGGCUCUUUUCCAGGCAGAAGAGAACCUGCAGUAUCUCAGCACUUUGCUCCGCUGGUGUGAACCUCUAAAACUUGCUGACAGUGUGUCUGAGAUUCUCAAGUAUUUUCCUCCACUGCUGCACACUUUGUUCCUGAUUUGGAUGCACUCCAGCUACUACCACCAGCCAAAAGUUUUCAUCCAUCUUGUGAAACUAUUGUCCACAGAAGUCAUAAGCAUUGCUGCUGGGAUUGUUGGGGGAGAUCUGCUUAGGGAGCCUUCACAGUCAUACAAGCAAUUGAAAAGUGCUCUGAAAGUGUGUGCGACGUUCAGAGGAACCUACCUUGAUGUUAAGGCCAAGGCAGACGAGAUGAACACCAAGAAAGUAGAAGAGCACAUUCAUCACAUGUCUUCAAUUCCCACAGAUGCGUUGUGGAGCGCUAAACUCUAUGGUCCUCUAUCAGCAAAGUACAGCCUUCGGGGAUGGCAGUUUCCAGGUCAAGAGAAAGAUGGCAAAAAUGACAAAUGGGUGAAUAGCCCAUGGCCUUCUCACGGUGCAGAUUGCUUCAACAGAAUUAACUUUUUCAUGGAAAGGUGCAAUGAUGUUCUGGAGCUAGUGGAAACCAUUAAGCAUUUCCAGUUACUGGAGACAGUAGCAAGAAUUGGUGGGACUGGAAGUGACAGUCAGGAUGCAAUGGUGCAAGAGAUCCAUGAAACCUAUUGUAGGGCUAUGGAUGUGUUUACCAGAAAGAACGGGGACAUCCUAUUCACUGAGAGCAACCAGUCCUUUGAAAAAGCCUUCUUUGACUUCAGAAUAACUAUUAAGGAGUUGGAAUUCCAGAUAGCAGAGGUCCUCCAGAGUGAUUUUCAACAAACACCUACUAUUGGAGCACAGCUGAGAUUACUGCAGGUUUUUGAAGGAAUUAGUGGCAGGGAUCUUGUCCAGAAACAUUUAAAAGUCAAAGAACAGCAGCUUUUAUCAAUGCUCAUUGAUGAAGUGACACAGGUGAAGUCCUCCUACCAGGAAAUGUGUCGGAAUGCUUGUGGGCGCUCUCUUGCGCCACCCACUGUCAAUAAGCUGCGCUGCUUGAAGGGCUUGCAGGACAGGAUCUCGGAGCCAAUGCAGAAACUGAAAGAUGUUCUGCCACAUUCUUUGAAAGGCGAUUUUGGUUGGAAACUCAGACAUUUGUACUCCGACACUAUGGAAGAGCUGCAAAGUUAUGAGAAAGAAACAAUGGACUCCUGGUUACAGACUGCUGAGAUGGACCUAAGCCAAGCAGUUAAGAAGCCUUUAUUGGUUAUUUCUGAUAAGAAAGAUGAACUAGAAGAUUCUCCAUUCUCUGUAGAACUGAAUCUGGAUCCAGAUUUUGUUCUGAUGCUACGAGAGGCCAAUUACUUCCGCCAGGCUCCAUUUCAUAUACAUUUACAUGAAUCUGUAGAAACAUUUUUGAAAAAUGAACAUGUGAAUCGGCUGUGGGAACAAGCUGCCAGGCUGGAAACUGUCCUUUGCAAGUACAAUGAAAUAACGAGAAACAUCCAUGACUAUGAAAAGGGGCUUCUGGAAAACAUGCUUUCUACGGCCCAGACGCUGCUGCAGAGUGGACUGAGCAUCUACACAUGGAAUACAGAGAGCAGUGCUGAUUUCAUCGAGCAGGCAUCGUCUCUUAUAUGUACUGACCUCUACUCCACAUUCAGCACAGUGAGGAACAACUGCUUGGAGAUCUCGACUCUUUCCAACUCCUGGUCUCAAGGGCGACUGGACAUAUUUUGCAACAGGAGCACAAGGGAACCAGCUUCGAUGGAAGAAUUACUGCAAGAGCAAGGGACCGUGGAGAGUGCCUUGGAAAGACAAAUCAUCUCAGAUGGUCAGAGGAUUCAUCAACUGAUUGGACAAUCUUUUAAAGCAGUAAGCAUCAGUGAGGCAUCACCUGCUUGGCAGGGCUUCACAGAACACAUGGACAUCCUCGUUCUGCAAGGGCUAAAGCGGGUUACACUGAGUAGCCUUGCAUCCAUGCUGAACUUGCUGUUAGAAGAACAGGUACCCAUUCUGCAGAUCCAUGUUGACUUGAUUGAUGGCAAUGUGGCGUUUUCUCCUCCUCUGGAUGAAAUUACAGCUGAGCAGAGUGUAUUAGAACAUGCACGUGCAUGGCUAAAGGCUUUUCUACUCCGAGGUGCUCUGGUGACCAUGAUCUCUUCAACUACUCAGGGAGGCUACCAUGAAUAUGUGGCAGCCGAUAAAGAGAUCAUUCAGUUAGUUGGCCAUAUUAUGGACAAGGUUCAAGAUGGGUGUUCCAGCUGCCAGGACUUCAUAGACAGAGAGAGGGUCAAAACUGUAUCCUAG